AGUUAUAAGAAAAUCAGCAUUAAAAUGCCUAAAGCAUUCCUUAUCAAGAAAUAUCACAAAAGGCAUGCUCUUUACAAGAAUAACAGUUUGCAGAGUUCAUCUAAUGAAUGUGACAGGAAAGAUACAUUGGCAACAGAUUCAAGUGGAGUAGAACAUCCUUCUGAUUUUCCCCAACAUACGAGACCCAACAAGAACUGUGGAGCAGUUGAAACAAGACGUCGAUUGUUUGAUUUAUCAGGUUGUACUCAAGAUAAGACUUCGCCAUUACGCGCCUAUAGUUAUGACGUCACACCCGGUUAUCACAGCGAUCUUGUUUCGAAACCACCGGAAGAUUAUAAAACGUCACAGAGUGAGAACGUUACUAGUAUUUCACCAAUAAGGGCAGUAACAGUUACUGUAGUUGGCGGUUUGGGAUCAUUAAGCACGAAAGACCGUGAUGACGUCGAUACAUUCGACACAGUGUCACGCCAAAGCAGCCGAAUAUCGUCUGCUAUCAACAAUACCAGCUUUGUGACACCAAACAACAAUUUUUCAUCGCCUAGGUUUACUGAUACCCGUUUGAUAUCACCGUUUGCCAGUGACGUCAGUCAAAUAUCGCCGAUAGUCAGUGACGGUUUUUUGAUGUCGCCGUGCGUCAGUGACAUGAGUAUGACGUCACCAAGUGCGAGCGACACGUCACCAAGUGGGAGUGACAGCAGCGCGUCCUCGUGCGGAGGGAAGCCACCGAUCACGCAGUUUAACUUCCCAGUGACACCCUGGACAGUGUUGUCUCCGAGAAACGUGCUUCCGGUACACAGGCAUCACGUUCCCAUUGGACACUACUCGCCAAAUUUGAUACCAGUUCCCGUUUCCGGUUACUCGCCACGUGUCUUACUUCCACACGUCAGACUUCCGAUUCCGAUUGUCUCACCAACACAGGACCCUGGUAUAGAGUUUAUUAACAAUGGUUAUGGGAUAAAGAACCCAAUCUUAAAGAAGACGAGCACCAACAGUAACACCACGUUUGAGAAAGCUGACACGUGCAGUGACGAUCGGUUCCCGUGUAAGAUCUGCGGCAAGGAGUUCACCCUGCAGCGGCUGUUGAACCGCCACAUGAAGUGCCACAGCGAGGUGAAGCGCUUCCUCUGUAUGGUGUGUCUCAAGGGCUUCAACGACGCCUUCGACCUCAAGCGGCACACGCGCACUCACACAGGCGUUCGCCCAUACCAGUGUUCCCAGUGCAAGAAGGCGUUUACACAGCGCUGCUCGCUCGAGUCUCACUGCCAGAAGGUUCACGAGAUGAAGCUGAGUUUCGGCUACAAGGAGCGGCGCAGCAAGCUGUACGUGUGUGAGGAGGACGGCCACGCCACGGCGGACCCGGCCGAGCACUACCUACACCUGAAGAACCUGCACCCGACCAGCCCCGUCCUCCUCAAGUUCUACGACAAGAGACAGUUCAAGUUCAAGGAAAAGGAUAUCUCGACUCUGGUGUUCGGGUCGAAAGGGAACCUUCCAGUGUCUUCUAAUAACUGACUUGUGAGAUUAUAUUUCACAGUUUAAGUUCAACGAGGACGAUAUCUUCCAGUGUAAUCUAAUAACUAACAUCUGAGAUUCUGUUUCACAGCUUAAAUUAAAAGAGAAUAAUGUCUUGACUUUGGUGUUUGGUUCGGGUCGAAAGGAAACCGUUCAGUAUCUUCUAAUAACUGACAUCUGAGAUUUUAUUUAACAGUUUUAAGUUCAAGGAGAACGAUAUCUGAACGGUGGUGUUUGGGGCGAAAGAGAAUCUUCCAGUUUCUUUUAAUAACUGACAUGUGACAUUCUGUUUCACAAGAGACAGUUUAAGUUCAAGGAAAAAGAUGUCUCGACUCUGGUGUUUCGGUCGAAAGAGAUUCUUCCAGUUUCUUCUAAUAACUGACAUCUGAGAUUCUAUUUCACAGAUUCAAUUCAAGGAGUAGGAUAUCUCCACUCUGGUGUUUGGGUCAAAAGAGAACCUUUCACUAUCUUCUAAUAACCGACAUCUGAAAUUCCAUUCCACAAGAAAUAAUUCAAAUUCAAGGGGUAAAAAAGACACCUCUGUUUUGGAGCGAAAGGCACAAUCAUUCUGUACCCACUAAAAACUGAUGAGUUCUAUUAAAAAAAAAUAAUAAUAAUAAUUCAAGGAAAAAUACCUGUCAGAUCUAGUAUCUGGGUCGAAAGGGAACCUUUUCGAAUCUUCCAAUAACUAAUAUCCUAGGAACGUUUCAUUUCCGCUGAUGCCUGUCACAGUGACGCACUACUCCAGUGAUCUCCAAAGGGCAAUUAACAGUUAAACAAAUAUUAAAGUCACACUAGGUGACCUAUAUAAUAUAAGGAACAGCUUCUAGUUCAGCUGACUCAUCAAUUUCAAACGUGAAGUUACGAAACGCUCUUUGGUAUAGUUUGUGUUUAACGAUAAUUUAGUAUGCUAAAUGGCGCGCUUAUCUCUCUGUCUCUGUAUGUCUAUCAGUAUGUAUGUAUAUCUGACCUUCUCUGUAUGUCUCUUUUUUGCCAUUCUCUGACUUGCACCUCGUUUCUCAGUGACAUCUUAGUUAACUUCCAACGAAGCCCUACGCGAAGAAAAGAACAGUACGAUAGUAUUUCAAACAGAACACUUGUGUGGGUUUUUUUUUAAAUUGAGAGUAUGUAACGGCUAACUAUACUGAACACCAGAGUUAUGGCUAGUUUUCAUUAAAAUAGGAUUACUUGAUGACAAACGUUCAUUUCUUAGAGAUGAUGAAUUGGAAUAUAAGCCAGAAUAUGUGUUGACCCUUUCUUGAAAUACAAAAUUUAAUGUUGCAGAUGAAAAAGUGUAUUCGCGUUCCGUUUGGUGGUCAGUAUCUGUGCUUCUUUGGGUUUCACAAUAUGAUUGUGUUUUCCAUAUGGGACAAGCUUCGAUUCACAUAGAGCUUUUUCUUGUUUGUUUUAACAUUGUUUGUAUUAUACUGUUAUUGCUCAAACGUGUUAGGUCUCCCGACAGAUUUGUUAAUUUUUCAUGUUGAUUUAUAUGUUGUUUUACAAUA
Molecule: messenger RNA, 3017 nt
Organism: Gigantopelta aegis
Lineage: Eukaryota; Metazoa; Mollusca; Gastropoda; Neomphalida; Peltospiridae
Product: early growth response protein 1-B-like
Exons: 5
Coding region: 25-1512 (495 amino acids)
Biological process (GO): regulation of transcription by RNA polymerase II; epidermal cell differentiation
Cellular component (GO): nucleus
Molecular function (GO): RNA polymerase II cis-regulatory region sequence-specific DNA binding; DNA-binding transcription factor activity, RNA polymerase II-specific
Source: RefSeq, a predicted model, not a curated record